Molecule: messenger RNA, 2232 nt
Organism: Magallana angulata
Lineage: Eukaryota; Metazoa; Mollusca; Bivalvia; Ostreida; Ostreidae
Exons: 2
Coding region: 163-2202 (679 amino acids)
Source: RefSeq, a predicted model, not a curated record
UUACCGUGUUCAGUCGAUUGCUUGAUAAUAUAAUUCAUGAAUUUACUCGUUAGAUCUUCAUUUCUAAGCGCUUACUUCAAAGCCAUUUUAAGCAGGUAAAUUGAAAUUAGAACGGCUGGGAAUUCCAAAGUCUAUUUAAAUCUCCGUACUACGUCGUGAAAAAUGGACACCAAUAGAACACCAAAAGCUGAAGAAGCCAUGAAGAAUAUGUCCAGGGCAUUGUAUGCGGGAAUGUGUCUCAAAAUAGGUACAGCUCAACAGAUUGGAUUUAGAAGAGAAAUAGCAGACACUGACGAGUUGUUGACAAACCAAGCAGAUAGGAGUACUGCAAUGAAAAAGGUGGAGAGUGGAAGUCACAAAGAAGGCUUCAGACUAGAUGAAUCAGACAUAGACUUUAUGAUCUUGCUAACUGAACACAGGGUGGUAUGGCACUCGUCUCAGUUUCACUUUUCCGACACGCUCGAUCUGGCACUCAUUCUCUGUGACAGUUCUGGGAGUCCGCCGGGAUAUACUCUACUUCGGUUACCAUUUGAAGUAGCAAGCGAUGUUGUGUUGUCGGCAUGUAUAAGGGUAAAUGGACACCUUUACAUAUCAAGUUCCAAAUGCAGAGAGGCAAUGCGACCUUUAUCCUUACUAGGUUCAACAAUUCAUGGGCCUUGUAGCAAUGGAAUAUUGGCUGGUUUAGAGUACGAUCAAGCCUUUUGUUUUGUCAGUGAUUUUUGGCCUCCUUUCGCUUCUUCAUGGAAAGACAGGUGUCAUUCAUGGCCAUGUCCUAAUGUUGUCAAUGACAUCAUUAGAAAUGGAUGCCACUUUGCAGCAAUUGGACACAAACUAGGAAAUCUUGCAGACCAUGAAUGGAGAAUUUCUUUCUCUCAAGCGGAACACAAACUUGUAUAUUCAAUGAAUCAUGCUCAAUUCAUAACUUAUGGAAUGUUGAAACUGCUUCUUAACGAAAUCAUAAACAAUGAACUAGAUGAAGAAGAUCAACAAUUGUGUUCUUACCAUAUGAAAACAGCCGUUUUCUGGGCCAUUCAACAAAACACACUUCUUCAUUGGUGUCCAGAAAAUCUCCUUGCUGGUUUUUGGGUUUGUUUUAAACUCCUCCUCAAGUGGGUAUAUGAAGGGGUCUGUCCUAACUUUUUUAUUCCACAGAACAACUUGUUUUUUGGCAAAGUAUGUGGACAGCCACAGAAGAAUUUAUUUGUUUUCUUAUACAAAAUGUAUGAACAUGGCAUUGAUUUUCUGAUACAAAGUCCCUCCAUCGGUUCUUACAUUAUUGACGUCCUUUGUAAUCCCAGACUGUGCAUUACUACAGACGAACACAGUCUGAUGUCUGAGGCUAAAGUUGAUGAUGAUUUUUUUAGUGAAAUGUUUAAGAAUGAUACACUUUAUAUGUCAAACUUACACGAUUGUAUCAAAUUUUUGGUCAUGGUAGAAAAGUUGGUAGAAUUUCCACUGACAGACUGCCAAGUUGUCAUGUUACAGAAACAUACAGCCUCUGUUCUACAGAAAACUGCUUCCAUAUUACCAACCUAUUCCGAUAGUAUACUUUCCAACAAAGAAAUGUAUGUUGCUGAGAAGUUAUCGGGCCGUCUGUUGAAAUUAGCCGCCCAGUUUGGUUUUGUUUCUGACAUACUGUACAUUGCCUUGUUUUAUUACAAAUCACGUAGAUAUAGGAACGCUUCACAUGUGUUAGAAUUGGCAAAGGUCAAGUUAGUACAACCAUAUCUGAUGUAUAAUGAACAAGUAGACGGGGAGAUGUAUACCGAGGCUGUAGGGGGACAACCCUGGUCUAUUAAGAUGAGGAAAGCUGUAGCACGGGAUAUAAUUCUCUACAAUGAUAUAUGUUAUGUUAAGGAAUUAGAACCAGAACACCAGUUUUUAAGCCACAGCCUUAGAGAUGCAAUGUUUGUCCCGCCCUUUAUAGUAUUUCAUAUGUUAGAGUUUUUAUGCUGUCGACAAACUGACACAAUGAAGGCACAAACUGCACUAGAAGACCUACAAUUCCUAGUCCACCAUGAUGAGAAUGAGUUCAUACCUAUCCCUCUUAGAGACAUCUCCUGGGAGAUCCUGGGGAUCUGUCAACAGAUGGCAGGGAACCUCCAGGCAGCUCGAUACUCAUACCAAGAGUCACUCGGACAAGAUCCACUCCAUGAAAUACAGACUGUUACUCGACAGAGAAUCCAAGAAUUACACAUGUAAAGAUCAUAUGGUUGGUAAAUCUCGCGAAUA